AUUAUUUCCAAGUAGCGGCCAACUAACCGGAGAAACGACUUCAGAUUACACGACAAAGAGGAUCGAGGGAAUGACGGGAAGGUCCAGCGCGAAACGGACGGGCUUGUGUCUGCUGGCACUGUUGUUGUUCUGCCUCGCCAACGACAACGUACGCGUCGUUGGGGAUCCGAUCCGAAUACCGCCGGAGUUGGUCUACAGGGACGCGUUCAUCAACAACCCCGAGGAUCUCAUUCUGCUGGACAAGCUGAAACGGGUAAACGAGGAGAAGAAGAACAUAGAGGAACGGGAAAAGGAGCUAGUCGACAUGCAAGUGAUGAUCCAGUCGGUGCUGGAAGCCAGGGCGAAGGACAAAGCGAGAGCUCAACCGAGCGACUACUCAGCGGAGGAGCUUCCGACACCGAACGCGGUCGUUAGUCAGGCGCAGCGUUCCGGGAAACGCACCGCCCUGAGCUAUAUGACCCUGUGCCACUUCAAGAUCUGCAACAUGGGACGCAAACGGCAGCUGCACAAGUAAACCGAACCGAGCGUAACCAAGAUCGUUCGCCGCGGACGACGGCGGCCACGUGUGCGAAAAAUUCUGGAGCCUCGUCCCGGCGUGAUGUGCACCCUCUGCCCUCGAGAGGAACACAACGAUAACACAACAACCAAGCGAAAUUCGCGCGUGAAAGCC
Messenger RNA from Dufourea novaeangliae, 670 nucleotides. RefSeq lists its product as uncharacterized. Lineage: Eukaryota; Metazoa; Arthropoda; Insecta; Hymenoptera; Halictidae. The transcript is spliced from 4 exons. The coding region runs from base 71 to 514 and encodes 147 amino acids. The record is from RefSeq and is a predicted model, not a curated record.